GUCACGGAGCCGAUGUAAAGUGCGUCCACUGGCACCCGCAGAAGGGGUUGAUCGUUUCCGGCAGCAAGGACAACCAGCAGCCCAUCAAACUCUGGGACCCCAAAACGGGCCAAGCGCUAGCUACUUUGCAUGCUCACAAGUCAACCGUGAUGGAUCUCAAAUGGAACGACAAUGGCAACUGGCUGGUUACCGCCUCGAGGGACCACCUGUUGAAGUUAUUCGAUCUGCGUAAUCUCAGCGAGGAAGUUCAGGUAUUCCGAGGACACAAGAAAGAAGCCAGUGCAGUGUCCUGGCAUCCCAUUCACGAGGGUUUGUUCGCUUCCGGCGGGUCCGAUGGGUCCAUUUUGUUUUGGAAUGUGGGAACUGACAAGGAGGUCGGAGGUAUCGAUAACGCUCACGAAAGUAUAGUUUGGACCUUGGCGUGGCAUCCGCUUGGACACAUCCUAUGUUCCGGGUCGAACGAUCACACCAUUAAGUUUUGGACCAGAAAUCGACCGGGUGAUCAGAUGCGAGACAAGUACAAUCUCAAUACGCUUCCGGCCAGCUUGGCUGGUCUGGACGAAUGUGAGCUCGAGGAUCAUGUAGUGAUUCCGGGUAUGGGACCGGAAGAUAAGAUCGAUAUCGCCGAUAGUCUGGGAACGAACAAUAACGGUGUGAUUCCUGGGUUAGAUUUUGCAAAUGUAACCAACUUCAACGAUAAAAUGCGGGAAAAGAAAAUUCCCUACAGUAAACCCAUUCCGCGGAACUUCCAAGCCCAGUGGAACGAAGCGAGUAAAUACGAUGAACCGAUCAACGUCAGUUCGUCUGAGGAUAUUAAGGAUGUAAUUACGCAUAUAGCUGACACAACUCUGGUUUCAGCCAGCAGUAAAAUGGCUCCGUCGGCUAUCAUUUUGUACGAUCGAGUGAUACCAGUGCAACCAUGUUCCGAUUUGGAGAAUGCCAUCCUGGAUGGACGGGAAGCUCUGCAUAAAUACAUUCUCAUGGGCCUGAUCCCGGAAAUCCAUGACAUCAUACCGCCAAUCACGGAACUAGAUCUGCUUAGCCUGGAACAGAAUGGCGUUGACGAGUACGCCAGUCGGGCGAACCUGGAGAUAGAUCCUACCUUCAUCUACAACAAAUCAACCACGAGUAUUGAACCUUCCGAGCCACCAGAUGCAACCGAGCCGCUCCUUUCAUCGACAUCGCUGAUCAAGCGAAGGUCUCCUCCACCGCCUCCUGAUCCUACAGCCGGCAUUCCAUCCUUGCUGCAGCUAGACAUUUUCCCUCCUCCGAAUAUCAACUUCAGCACUGACGAGCGAGAAGACGAAAUGGCUCUGAGAAACAGCAAAAAGGGACGGGAGCGAGAGAAGGCUAAAGAGCAAGAAAUAAUCAAUCAAGAACAAGAGAUGCGACACUGGGCAGAACAUAACGACGUCAACUGGGAUGACGAAAUGGAAGACGGCCCCACCAUCAAAAGCGAACCCGCCUUCAGACAGCAUUCUCCGGAGCAUAACAGUAACGGCAAGUGGUCCAGCUACGACAACGAUGGUGCAGACGCCGGAGGACUGGGAGGAGACUCCUGGGAGCAGGAACUGAACGAACCCAAAAGCUUCGGUGGAGAUCGGACCAGGGACAGCAACAGUAGAGAUGGUCCUGGCAACGGCUUCCAAAAACAACAGUCCUCCAGCUUCAACUUCAAUCAGGGUCCUCCACCGGGCAACUUCGGUGGACCAAACACGUUCGGAAGCUUUAAUCCCAAUGCCGGACCAAACACUUUUGGCUCUGGUCCAGGGUCCAACACCUUCAAUCGACCCCCGAAUACCUUCAGUCAACCUCCGAACAGCUUCAACCAAGGUCCAAAUACUUUCGGCAACAAUUUCAAUCCGAAUCUACCGCCUGGACCACCACCCAACUUCACCGGAGGACCUCCACCGAACUUCAACGCCGGUCCUCCCGGAAGCUUCAACCCCGGCGGCCCACCACCAGGCAACUUCAACGCCGGUCCUCCAUUCGGAAACUUCCACUCCGGCCCACCACCACCAAACAAUUUCAACAACUUCAACAACGGUGGCGGCAACAACUUCGAUGGCGGGAACGAUGACUGGGUGCGUAACAACCGCGGUGGUCGAGGGAACAUGCGCGGUGGACGAGGCCGGGGAGGCUUCCGAGGGGGUGGUAACAACAACAACUGGAGAAACUAAAAAUAGAUUGUGGCCGCUCCGAAACACAUUUGUACAUUUACAAUCUUUCAUCCCAUUGGGAAGGAAAGCAUUCGAACCAAUCAGAGUCGAAUCCUGGAAAGCGAGCUGAGCGAUCCUAGCUAGUUGACUAGCGGUAACGUUUUAAGUGCGAUUAGUUAAUUAUUGUGUAUGCGUAUGGUACUGAACGAACGAGCAAGCGAACGCGAGUGGAAGUGAUGAUGAGGUCGUGAAAAUGUGUAUAACGAGCCCAUUUCCUAAGUUUAGAGAGCAACCACGUACCGGAGGUUACAAGCAAGCAAACAUUUAAACAAGCUAUAAACUGUGUAAAGCUAAAGUAUAAGAAUAAAAAAAAAUCAGUAUAACAAACAAAAA
This is a messenger RNA of Uranotaenia lowii, 2552 nucleotides long. RefSeq lists its product as uncharacterized. Gene Ontology annotation, molecular function: protein binding. NCBI's taxonomy places the organism in Eukaryota, Metazoa, Arthropoda, Insecta, Diptera, Culicidae. The record is from RefSeq and is a predicted model, not a curated record. The annotation marks the transcript as partial. The transcript is spliced from 4 exons. Gene Ontology annotation, cellular component: mRNA cleavage and polyadenylation specificity factor complex.